UGUUUUUCUUUGUUUAGAACAGCAUUGAAGGAGGUACAAUAGUUCCAGAGGAACGUGACCAUCUUGAAAAAACCCAGUUGGGUCUCUGACACACCAUCACAUGAUUGUAAUUUGAGAGCGAGAGUCUCUUUCUCAGAGAUCCAUACUCGGCAGACUCCGGGGCCUGGUUGAACGCCUCAUUAGCCCUCCACCAAAUGUCAUCUCUCAGGAGCACAUGUAGAGGAAAUCAAACGGUAAUUCUCUGCAUGUAACACAUGCUGUGGCACAUAAGCAGUGGUCCCUCUCAUUUUUUAAGUGUCUGAGCGAACACAAAAACUCACUGAGCACUCCUCACCAAAGAAAUCUCAGAUCUUAACAAGUCAUGGAGCUUAUUGAAAGAAUAAAACUACUACUAAUUUUCAUCAAAUUGUGUUUAAAAUAAGUGAUAUGCAAAAAUUACAGUGAAGAUUAAAAAAGCUCAGGCAGUGAAUUUGGUUCUUCUGCUGUAGUCUGAAAAUAAAUUCAAAUUCAACUUUCAAUAUUUGUAUAUCACUUUUACUGCUACAAUGUAACUUAAAGUGCUUUCCAUAAUAAACAACACUAAGAUAAAAAAAAACAAACGUGCACAUGUACAACCAAAAUAAUUUGAAUCAAUACAGUUUAUAAAAUCAAAACACAUAGACACGUAAAAAACUACACACAAAAAACAAACAAACAAACAACCGCCACAGUGGAUGAACAUCCUCAGGCAGGAUGCUCCACUGGCGAGGUCCACAGUGCUGAAAUGUGGCUUCACCGUGUUCUUCUCAGUAGUUCUGACUUUUGGGACCACCAGCAGACCUGCACCUAAGGGCUCUGAGAGGGUCAUAAACUAAAAGUAAAUCUGCUUAAAAAUGAAGGCCCAAUUCUGUUUAAACUUUUAUAAACUAAUAAAAGAAUCUUAAAGUCAAUCAUAAAACUAACUAAAAAAAAUAAAAUUAUUGUUGCAUCUUUCUGGUCCUGGAUAAAAGGCAUGCAGCCGAGUUUUGAACUAGCUGCAACCUAUUAAAAUAUUUUUUCUUAAUGCCAGACUGAAGUUCAUUACUAUAAUCCAUAUGCAGAUCUAUUAUCAAAAUUCAGAAGGGUUUCCACGCUCUCACUCUAAGUCAAGCACCAUUUUUAAUUAGUACAUAUACUACUCCUUAAUUAUUUCUUACAUUUUAUUUUAUUAAUUAUCAUCCAAAAAUGAGAAUUCUUGAUAAAUGACACCAAAGUGUCAGCAAGUCAGCUGCUUAGGGACUUAAAGUUUAUCUGAUUUGUGUCUGUCCUCGCCUUUCUCCAGUACGUUUGUAUUUAAACAAAUAAAACAUUGUUUGUCCACUAGAUGGAAGUAUUUUUAUUGUUUUGCUAAAAAUAAAAAGGAAAGGAAAAGAAAAAAAUCAAUUUCCUGAAGCUAUUCAGCUCACGGUUAGCAGAUCAAACCAACUUUUUGCAUCCUGUGUCCUCCCGAAACAACAAUGGCUCUCACAGCAGAAGAGUUUUAUAAUUCUCCACAAGGAUCUUCUCACACUCAGGAGAGCGGGCAGGCGGGCUUUUCUGCAAACUUGACCCACACAUUUAGUGAUAGCUUUGAAAACACUGACCCCAUCGCCAUUAAAGGGAGCUCUGUGAGGCCAAUUGCACUGCAGGAAGGGCAAGUUCUCUUUGAGGUGGCACGGGAAGUUGUAGGGGUUGAGUCAUACAAAGAAAACACAUUCUCUGUGGUCCCUAGCUUGCCUUUUCUAAGCCAAUCAGUAAGUGAAGGGGAGCAGAGAGUUGCCACACCUUCACUUGGAAGAGCUGGUUUCGCAAAGGCAGAAAGGAAAAUUUCUUUUAUUCCAUCCGCAAAGAAGAACAGAAUGAUCCCACCAAGACGCAUACCUGGAUGGAGAAAAAAGAAUGGCAGCAGGAGGCCCACUCAGAAACGCAUCAGGACUACUGUAGUCAUUGGAUUCUUUGUGGCAGUCGUGUUGCUUCCUGACUGUGCCUCAUCUUCUGAUUUUAAUGGAGACAACUGUUUCACCUGCAACCAUACAGACUGUAAAAGUCUCCAUUCCAUUUAUGGGGAAAAGGAUGAACUCCUCUAUCAAAGUCCACUCCAGAAUGACACAAGAACGGAAUGCUCCAGAGUUGAUGCCCUCUCAAAUAGCUGUCUACCAUGCAUUGACAGGUCCCCUGUCAUCAUCUACUGUUCAAGAAACAUCACACAUAUCGAAGUAGAAGGUGACCACGGAAACCUCGAAGUCUGGAAAGAAUGUGAGCAGGAGAAUACAAGCAGUCACGGAGGGAUAUCCAAAGGGCGUGGUCACUUUGGACUGAUUCUUGCAGUUGGUAUGUAUUUACUAGCAUGUAAAGCCUGUAGAGUAUAAAAUAUUUUUAUAAAUAUUUAUGAUCGUUUUCAAAUUUUGACAAUGACAACAUUUUUCUCUGCCUGUUUUACAGCUCUCUUUUUGAUCGUGGUUUGAAUACUUUUUUUUUUUUUUAUUGAAGGCCUGAAUCAACGUUGACGUGCAACCUUUACAACUCACAUCUGAAUGAACAGUUGCUGAUUUACUAGGUUUCUGUGUAUAUAUGAAAUUGUUUUCUUAAAGGAAUAAUAUAGAAUUUCCCCCAAAUUAUGCUGGUAAAUCAGAUAAUAGAAUUGAAUUGAGGGAAGUUUUGGCUACUCUUCCUGCUUGUAAUUGUAAGGUACAAAACAGUAAACCGCAGUGCAGCUAAGUCUGUGACCAAACUUAAACUGUAAAUAUUCUGAAUCGUGUAUUUUAAAAGUCACAGGUUGGUAACACAUCCUGUAUGAAUGAAAUAAAUGACACAGGCAUUGUAAUCCAGAGAUGGUGGUGUACAAAUACUUAUUUCUCCUCUGUUGACAAUGGCAGACUGUAUUCAUUGCAUUAGUUGUUCGUGAGAUAAAUAUUCACUAUGCUUCUGUAUCCUAAUGCUGAGGGUACCAAUUCUAUUGAAAUAAUAUUGCUCAAUAUCACAACACAGUUUCUGUUUUCUUUUUUUAUGUAUACUCCCUUACAAACAAGUUAAUCAUCUUUCUUUGUUUUUACUGCAAUAGUUUCAUUUCCUUCUGAUUUGCUCAAUAACUCAUUGUUCCCUGGUUGUGCUUUUACCAAUGUCUUGGCCAGUGUUGGAGGUAAUGGAUUACAAAGUAAUAAUUACUGUAAUGUAAUUACUUUUGUCAGAAACUGAGUAACAAAACGAAUUACAAUUCAAAUUCAGUACUAGUUCAAGUACUACAGAAACCCUUAUUACUUCAUUACUCACAUUUUGGUGCAUGAUUAUAUGACUAAUAAAACAAAUACUUUUGUGCAAGCAGUUGGCUCUGACAUUGACUUGAGUAAAUGCAACAAAACAGAUUUCAAUGAAAAAAAACAAACAAAAAAAAA
Molecule: messenger RNA, 3389 nt
Organism: Oryzias melastigma (Indian medaka)
Lineage: Eukaryota; Metazoa; Chordata; Actinopteri; Beloniformes; Adrianichthyidae
Exons: 9
Coding region: 1476-2366 (296 amino acids)
Source: RefSeq, a predicted model, not a curated record